Molecule: messenger RNA, 1853 nt
Organism: Ostrinia nubilalis (European corn borer)
Lineage: Eukaryota; Metazoa; Arthropoda; Insecta; Lepidoptera; Crambidae
Exons: 9
Coding region: 183-1853 (556 amino acids)
Source: RefSeq, a predicted model, not a curated record
UUUGUCACCCAUCACUAUCCGUGAAUGUUUGGUUUGAUUUAUAUUUAAAAUUCCCUUUUCGUAUAACGUUAGCAAUAGGUAUUCUAUAUCACAAUUUUAAGUUACAGCGAUGAAAAUAGUAAAGUACUGUUUUAGUGUAGUUUUGUUAGUCUGAUGUCGCGUGAUCCUAUCGAUUACCUGCGAUGGAGUGUCAGUCGAGCGAUAGUAAAAAAUUGUUCAAAGUAUUCGACGCCUCGAAACGCAAGCGCACCAGGAAGAAGCGGGAAGGACUGGACGACUCGAACUCCAUAGCCACGGAUGACUCUACAAGCGGUUGUCAAGCAACAGUGAUGCGCGUGUCCUCGGCCAAGGCGAGCCUGCAAGACAUUCCCACGGCGCAGACGGUCGCCGUCACCGGAGACAAUGUGGACCCCAAAAGAGAUCGGGACAGCAGCCCUUCGGUGUCCCGCUCGCCAGGCCGCGGCGACACCCGCCACUCGUGUCGCUCGCCGCGCCGGCAUCGGCGCAGCACAAGGGACGGCGUCUCCUUAGCACUCAAAGCUGGUCUAGUCUCGACUCCACGCUCCACUUCGCCGCAUCAGGAGGCCGACGGCGCUAUAGACUCCAUUCCGCAAGAUCAAGAUUCAUUCAUCUAUGCUUUCUUAGAAGAAGCCAUCAAAAGGGACAAAAAGAGGCAACGCGAGCGCCACUCUCGUCGUCACGAAGACCGGCGGAUGAGCCACGAGCACGAACGCGAGGUCUCCGGCCACCGCGAGCACCGCCACCGCCACCGCCGGCGCCACGAUCACGACGCCUCUAGGGAGCGGGACAGGCCUAAGAAAGAGGAGGCAGUAGCUCCAGCAGUUGAUCAGGCUGUUCUCUUCGAAACCUUUGCGAAGAUAUGCUCUCAGUUGAACGCGAAGUCUACUGCGUACGCUAACCCUGUGCCUCGAACUCUCAGCCAUAAGUCACUGCAGUGCGAAGUGGUGUCCCGUCGCGACUCCUAUGACGUAGACCACCACCCUGUGCGCCUGCGCAGCCACGAGCAUUCCCGCGAGAACGUGUGCAAGACGCGCAGCCAGGACAACUGCCGCGGCCGCGUCUACAGCCACGAGCGGAUACCGGCCAAUCCACGGCCCGACAAAGAUAAAUGCAACUGCUGUUACGACAAAGACGUCGCUAAAUAUUCCAGCAAACUCAAUAUGACUCGGUCAAAGAUGAGAAACGUCGACGAUGACAGAUACCCCGAUUAUCCCCCUGAAAAUCCCCGGAAUCACUUGGACCACGGCUACAGAUCUCGAGCUCCUGAUAAUAGAGAUUACAGAGACUAUGAUAGAGAAUUCGCGAAAGAAAAGCAUUACGAAAAUGAUAAGAGGAGGUAUUACGAUCAAAAAACCAGCAGGAGUUUCGAGGUUUCAAGAGAUGGGUAUCCUGACGACGAGAAGUAUUGUAGACGCACUGCUAGAAGCGAUAACAAUAAGGAGAAGCAUUAUGAUGAAAGAGACAAAUAUUAUGAAGAGAAGCACAUGGAUCCUCGUGAUCGGUAUUUGCCGAGUAAAGAUCGUCGCGUGAAACGAAACUUGGAUCGAUUCGAGCGGACAUCCGUCGCGUCGAGAGAUGACGAUUACAGGGAUAGAGACAGGGAUAGGUAUUCAGAACGGGAAAGAGAUUCAGGGCUAAGUGUUGCCGACGGAGAGAACAGCACUGUUAGCGGAAAGAGUAAUUACCUGAGAGUAGUCAAACAAGAAAUUGCGGAGCAAAGGGAAGCUAUGGACAAAAUGAUGAAGUUGUGGAAAGAGCUGAUGCGUUGUUUCAAAGGGAUGUCGACGCAAGGACAGACGAAAUCCGUUCACGUGAGCGAAGACAUAUUCUAA